Aegilops tauschii subsp. strangulata is the source of this 2275-nucleotide messenger RNA. The record is from RefSeq and is a predicted model, not a curated record. Lineage: Eukaryota; Viridiplantae; Streptophyta; Magnoliopsida; Poales; Poaceae.
GUCGGCGGGGGAGGGGGUGGCCGUGGACUGGCUAUGGUUCUGGAAAACGGCGGCGAUGACGUCAUCGGCGGCGGAGGAGGAGGAGGAGAGGGGCGUGGAGAAGUGGUGCACCGCCAGCGCCGAAUCACCCUGCCAUCGGGUAUCCUGCUCGCCGACGCUAUCCCUCUCGGCGAGCACGAGAAGCAGACAAGGAGCUUGCUCCGGAUUGCUGUAUACAACAUCAGCUACAUCAGAAGCCUAUUCCCUGAGAAGUACUUCAGUGAUAAGUCUGCGCUGGCAGUAGAGAUGAAGCUUAAGAACCUGAUGCAUAUGGAUGCUGACCCCAAGAGACUGAUUCAUUGGAUGAAGAAAGUCUCACUCAGCUAUCCAACUCAAAUGGGGAGGAAGUUGCAAUGAACAUGAGUCGCACAGGGAGCAAAAAGAAUAGUGCCACAUUCAAGUCAAAUGCAGCAGAAGUCACUCCUGAUCAGAUGAGAACGCUGGUGAGAACCUUGGACAGCAUGACAGAAAAGGAAAUGGUGGAAGAUGUUUUGGAGAAGCUGCUGAAUGAUGAUCUACUCUCCAGGGCAAGCAAGGAUGGUUAUGCUGCUAUCAAGAUUUCUGAUCCCGGAACAGCCUACAUGAAGGCAGAGGUCACCAUGCACAAUGUUUCACCUACCGACGGAGCCAAAAUCGGCAGUGGAUAUCUGAAGUGUAUGAAGGUCAAGGAACCGAUCCUCCAGUAUCAAGCCCCACAGGUCCCAGUCCACUGAGGGCGGCGGAACAGCACUAGUCAAGGACGACUAACCCCGUAGGCCAGGUGCAACUGGGCAAGGUAGAUGAGCAACAGGGCAAGUCCAGAUCAGAAAAUGAUGGAACUGUGCAAUGAAGCGAGUUGACUGGAGUAGAGGACUCCCAAGCAAAUUUCAUCUCUUCUGAGAUUAGACAGCCAGCAAUGUGUUUGGUUCUCCCAAUCUCUUUUGCCCAUAUUUCUGCUGGUAAAAACAAGACAUGGAAUCUGGAGGCAGACCAUGAGGUAAGAUAGAUGUCACUCUUGUAAGUAUGCUACAUUCGCCUGCUCUUUUCUCCCCAUUUUCCUAUUUCUACUUCCGAACCAUGGCAAAUAGUAAUAAAUAACUAGUCAUCGAUUUAGGCAUUUAGCGCAAGGUACAUUUGUUUGUAUUGGUAAAAUGGUCAUUCCAGAAUCCCUCGCUUGAAAGUGGACUCCUUAGCCUCAGUUCAGUUGCAGCGUUAAUGCUUUGUACAUAUGCACUCGGAGAUUAAGGCAUUUGAAAUUAACUCAUCAAGAUAUCCACUAACAGAAACUCCAGAUUUGCAUAUAGUUUAUGAUGUAUUGAUUUAGAAAUAGAGAGAAUGCAUUUAAGAUGUCCCUGAACGUUUGUGAUGUGGAUCCAAGUUGUGGUGAGCUGCAUCCGGUCAACGUGCUGUGGGAAGAGGUAUGUGCAUGCUGCUUCGUGCCAUUUUACUACAUGCCAUCCAGCUUUUGUUCAUCUUCUUUCUAAGGUUAUUAAAUUCAUAUAGGUAGGCAUAGGAAUUGGUUCAGGUGGUUUAUGUUAAAUUGUUUAAGUUGGUUCAGGCUAAAUUAUAAAAAAAAUGGUGUACCGUUUCUCAACAUGGUGAAUGAGCUGCAGUUCGGUUGCAUAUGUGCAGUUGUGAGUAAACUUUGUCAUUCUAAGCUGGUUCUAGAGUUCGGUUGCAUAGGUGGUGAUGGAAGUUAAUCUGCUAAGCUGGUUCUAGAGUACUUGGCCUAGGUUAUUUAGACAAGUUUGCCGUUUAUUCUGGGAUACAUCAGUCGACUGAACGGCAAAAACUCCAAUUGUUAUUUUUAGGUCUUUAAAGAUUACCAUUUGACGUAGUGGUCUACAGAUGUUACAUUUGGAAGGUUAUUUUGCAUAAUUCCAUUGACGGCUAGAGAUGUUGUGUUUAGGUUGACGCCACUGCAAGUUGAUGAUGCCUGCUGUCAAAGCGGCGACAGGAAGUGGAGAGUGAAAAACAUAAAUAAAUAAAGUAGUAGAGAGUAAGAUGUCCGAUUCUAAUCCUUUCAAUUGAUGUUUCUUUCUGUCAUUUUUUCCGUUUGUGCUUCCAGUGACCCCCGGUUAAGAAGUUAUAGAAUUGAACUGAAGAUGUUUUGGCAGGAAACAAGCUGGUUAGCAGAAUCAUGCAACGCAUGAAAUGAUUGCCUAAGCAUUAAGAAUCAGACCAGAUUUAAUUACUACACAAAUUCCACAUAUCUUGGUUAUGUUUGUUAUUGAUCUAAUAAAUGUGGUCACCCGCA